This is a messenger RNA of Rubroshorea leprosula, 1501 nucleotides long. The record is from the annotation of a GenBank genome assembly. NCBI's taxonomy places the organism in Eukaryota, Viridiplantae, Streptophyta, Magnoliopsida, Malvales, Dipterocarpaceae.
ACUCAAAGUCACUCUAUCUACUCCGAUCACAGAACCAAGGUAAGAACCGAUGAAAAAAGCCUCUUCUUUUUUGGUUCUCGUGACUAUUUUUCUUUUAUGGGUUAAAAUCCUUGCACAGAAAUGAUUUCUUGCUGUUGUUCCAGUAGAUUUCUUGUUCCUAGAUCUCAGGACUGAUCACUCCGUGAAUGAUCUCGUUUCUUUUGUAGGAUUUUGGGUUAUCAAGAUCUGGGUUUCACUAAACCUUGUUAUCGUCUGUACUUCAGAGUAAGGGAUUUCAAUGGCAGGAUAUUCGGAUGAUGAUUCAUUUGGAGGGUAUUCUGAUGACCAACAUUCAACUAGUGGGUACUCUGACGAUCAAUAUUCAGAUGGAGGAUAUUCUGAUGGUGAAGAACAAGAUUUUGACGAUGAUGAAGAUGAAGAUGAAUCUGGUGGGUAUUACAACCCUGUGACAGCAACGAAAGAAUAUGAAUACAGUGGCAAACAGACUGUUCGCUACUAUGAGCCAAGGCCAAGAGAGCAAUCCAGUUCCUAUCAAAGGACUGCAAAGGCCAGUUAUAAGGACAAGCGCCAACACGACUUGUUUCAAUUUGGUGUCUCUGAGGAAGGGAUCUCAAUGGCUGACAAAUUAUCUACGGCUGUUUUUGCCUAUAUGGGAUACGCUCAAGUUCGGACACCAACUCAAAACUAUUGUGGAAAGCAGAAUGACAUCACCUGUUAUGCGGGGUCGAAAAGAAAACAAUCUAGCAAUUCCAACUCCUAUCAGAGGACUGCAAAGGCUUCUUGUGUGGACAAGCAGACUGGUAUCUAUGCUCGUUCAACAACCAAAGAGGUUACCUCUAUGGGAGAUACUUUCAAGGAGAGACCAACAGGAAGAGUUGGUGUCAAGAAUGAUUACACAACGACCAAAACUUGCAGGGUUGGGGACAAAAGUGGCUAUUCUGAAUACCAGGUUCAAGAGAGGUAUCGACGGGUUGAUUAUGAUGGCAAUAACAGCAGCAAGGGCAACUCUGGGAGCAAGGGCAUCAAGGGCAGCUCCAGCAGCAAGAGGAAAAACAACAUCAAGGCCAGCGCCAGUGCCAAAGGCAGCUCCAGCAGGAAGGGCAACUCUGGGAACAAGGGCAUCAAAGCCAGCUCCAGCAGCAAGAGGAAAAACAACAUCAAGGCCGGCGCCAGUGCCAAAGGCAGCUCCAGCACGAAGGGCAUUAAGGCCACUGCUAGCAUAAAGACCGGCUACAGCACCAAGGGAAGCAAGGUCAGCUCCAGCACGAAGGCCAGCGCCAUCAUCAAAACCAGCUACAGCACUAAGGGCAGCUACCAUUAGAAGUAUUUGAAUAAUGUGCUCAUCGUAUCUGUCUAGUGGCUGGAUAUAGUAUGGAUGCUACUAUGUAGUGUUAGCUUGGCGCUACCAUCCUUGUUGAACAGUUUAGGUUUUGUCUUGUGUUCAAGUACAUCCUGAAGUUUAUAUGGUUGCAGAAACUAUUAAUCAAAUGGUUGAUAUGCA